CAACCCCCCCUUUCUUCUCUCUCUCUCUCUCUCUCUCUCUCUCUCCUCAAAACAAUGGAAGCCUCUCCAGACUCAAAACCCUUCGACUCAUUCAAGUCCAAGAAGAUACUACACUCCUCUUCUUCACAAAAGCCCUCUCCCUCUGAAGAAAUUACGACGAAACCCGUUGCUUCAAAUCGGAGCCCAUGGAGCGCCCAAACCCCCGAGAAGCCGGCGGGCCACCCGCGCCGAGCCCGGAACCGGCGCGCCGCGUUCUCGGUGAAAGAAGUGAGGGAGGAGGCAUCGAAGCUCAAUGCACCGGAGCAGGGCCGGAUCCGUCUGUCCGACCCGGUUGGUUCGUCCGGCCAGCAGAUCGGAUCUGGGUCAGGAAAACCUAAGAAGAAGGUUGAUGGGCCGGUAAAGCUUCCGGAAAAGUAUGAGAUAUUGGGUCGGUUCUUUGAUAGCUUGGACAGUUCAAUUCGGCUGCUUCGGUUGAAGGGCUCUAUGUCCACAUUUACAAAUAUUAGUCCCAAAGUUGAGUUUUUGACCGACAGGAGGUUCUCCUAUGCCCAUUUAGCACAACUGAAGUUUAUUUUACCAGAAGUGAUUGAGAUGAAGAAGGUACUUGUACACGAUGAGCGAACGAGUUGUAUGAAGCCGGAUCUUCAUAUUGCAAUGAAUGUUGAUGCCAUUAAGAAUGAAGGGAAGCUGAAAUCGGCUAGUGGGAAUUCAUAUAUGAGGAAGAUCUUCCACAGUAGACUCUUGGAUUUCUUUAAAGCCCAUCCUGAGGGGGAAGUUCCAGAGGAAAAUCUACCAGAGCCAUUCAAUAAGUCAAAGCUAGUUAUGCAUACAGGCACAAGCAAUGCUUCUAUUCCAUCUUUGAUUGGUGAGGCAUCAACUGGAGUACUUCCAGAACAGCAGCCAGCAGCAGCAACCCAUCUAUCUCAUACUUUCCGGAAGCACUUCUCGCAGAAAGUUUCACGCUAUGCUACAGAAAAUUCAGACCAAGAGAAGGGCACAGUGGCUCCACAACCUUCAGCUCUCCCUGUUUCAAAGCUAGAUGUUGACCAGAGUUCCAAUGAAGGGAGAAUCAGUGCAUCUUCUGCUCCGUCCAUCAGUAAAUUUUCCUUAAAACCAUCCACAAGUGACAAAUGUUCAUCACUUGGGGCUUCUCAAGCAAGUGUACCACUGUCUCAUCCACAUACGACUCCACUAAAAAAGAGAGAUUUGGAUAAUGAAGCCUCGUCUGUCGGAACUGCUACCAUUCAAGGAACUCCUGCAAAACUCGUUUCAACUCCAGUGAAGCUGAUGAGUGCCACACCUGCACUACGACCACCAAAGAGGAUUUAUAUGAGCCCAGAUGACUACACAACAACCUCACAAAACAAAUUAAUUAGACGGCCACUCCGUAACAGAUCUCUGAAAUUUGACAGUCCAGUGAAAAAUGCUGAAGUCAAGGAUGAAGUGAAUCACGUCGGAGGAUUGUCUGUUGACGAAGUUUUUGAUAUUCUUCCUGAGAAUCUUCUGAAAUCAAUUAAAGAGAAAGAGCGGAAAGCAUUAGAGGAGAAGGAUCCAGCCAUCUCACAAGCCAAGAGGAGGCAAAAGAUGAUUGCCAGUUUACCUAAACUCUUUGACAUGAUCCGUUUCCUGUUUCAGUCAAUCAAGCGUUCCGUUGUCACAAAGGAGGAGUUUAUGCACCAGAUAGUAGCCAACCACCUAGAUAUUGUUGAUAGAAGAGAAGUUGAAGAGCAACUUAAACUUUUGCAAGAACUGGCUCCUGAAUGGAUUUAUGAGAAGUUGGCAUCCAGUGGGGAUCUUCUCAUAUGCAUCAACAAGAUGUUUAGUCCAGACUCAAUGCGUGCAAGACUUGUGGAAGCUAAGUGAGAACAAUCAAUGGAACUUGAAAGAUGUAACUUGAAAGUGAGAGAACGCCAAUUUAAUUCAACAUCCUCAAGCUAUUCAAAGAAGCAGAUUAUAUUGCUCAAGAUGCUCUCAACACUUUUAGCCUAUUUGUAAAUGUUUCAGCAGUUAAUUUGGGAAUUGGGUCAUGUUCCUUUUUUAUUUUUUAACUUGAGUGAGAUAGGCUGCAAUUAUGUCCAUUAGAAAGGCUGCAAUGUAAUUCGUCAAGAUGGACAGGUUGUGUAAGCAAUGCAACAUGUUGUAAUGAACUUGCUGUAUUCUCGUGGUAAA
Molecule: messenger RNA, 2169 nt
Organism: Rhododendron vialii
Lineage: Eukaryota; Viridiplantae; Streptophyta; Magnoliopsida; Ericales; Ericaceae
Product: CDT1-like protein a, chloroplastic
Exons: 7
Coding region: 55-1863 (602 amino acids)
Biological process (GO): DNA replication preinitiation complex assembly; mitotic cell cycle; regulation of DNA-templated DNA replication initiation
Cellular component (GO): nucleus
Molecular function (GO): DNA binding; DNA polymerase binding
Source: RefSeq, a predicted model, not a curated record